AUGGCGCACAAACGCGCAUUAGAAGCACUUGACAGAAUAUUGAAAGAUCUUCGCAAUGACUCGAGAUGUUUUGGAGGCGCAAUGAUUUUACUGUCUGGCGAUUUUCGCCAAACACUCCCAGUCAUUCCAAAAUCGACUGCUGUCGACGAAAUAAAUGCUUGCCUUAAAUCAUCAAAUCUUUGGCGCUAUGUGAAGAAACUUCAGCUGGUAACAAACAUGAGAGUUGCAUUGGUAAACGAUGCAUCUGCUGAAGAGUUCUCCAAGCAAUUGCUGUUAAUCGGUAAUGGCCGUGUAGCUGUUGAAGAAUCGAGCGGAUUAAUUGCAUUUCCUUCAAAUUUUUGCAAUUUCGUCUCAUCAAAAGACGAACUCAUCCAUGAAGUAUUUCCGAACAUCAUUGAUAAUCAUAAAAACAAAAAAUGGUUGAGUGAGCGAGCAAUUUUGGCAGCUAAGAACAGAGAUGUGAAUGACUUAAACUUUGUAAUUCAAAAUCAAAUCGUUGGUACUCUGCAUACAUUUAAAUCUAUUGACUGUGUAACAAACGAAGAAGAAGCUACCAACUAUCCAACUGAAUUUUUGAACUCCUUGGAUGUGCCUGGCUUACCAUCGCACAAUUUACAAUUAAAGAUUGGUUCGGUAGUCAUUAUGCUUCGAAAUCUAAACCAACCAAAACUAUGCAAUGGAACGCGUUUAGUGAUAACAAAAGUGAUGGCCAAUGUGAUUCACGCAAUGAUACUCAAAGGAAAAUUCAAAAGUGAUGAAGUUCUCAUUCCGAGGAUUCCAAUGAUCUCAAUCGAUAUGCCCUUUGAGUUUAAACGAAUUCAAUUUCCUAUUCGGCUUGCAUUCGCUAUGACUAUAAAUAAAUCACAAGGCCAAUCCUUAAGUGUUUGUGGUCUGAAUCUAGAAAAUGCAUGGUUUUCUCAUGGUCAAUUGUACGUGGCAUGUUCACGACCACAAAUACAACAAAGAAAUAUCCAAUAUAGUCACCCAUUCUAUCCACAAUUGGCGCAUAUGCCACAAUAUCAACAACCAUUUAGACCCCAAGUACAUCACCCACAAUAUUAUUUUAACCAGGGUAUAAGACCACAGCAAAUGUAUCAGGAAAAUCCAUACAGUAAUCACCUACCAAGACCCAUAAUACCAAAAUCGAUUUCAAAACCAGAACCUAUGGAUAUAGAUCCCAGUUUGAGAACAAAUAUGGACAUAAAAUAUUUUCCCUCGAUUGAUCAUGAACUUGUUCAGUCCGACUAUAAUGAAAAUAACACGUUCGAUAAUGAACAACAGGAUUGCAUGGUUAAUUAUGAAACAAUGAAUAUUGCAGAUAUUCAUUUUUUAGAUUAA
This is a messenger RNA of Teleopsis dalmanni, 1338 nucleotides long. Its product is annotated as ATP-dependent DNA helicase PIF1-like. The transcript has 3 exons. The coding region runs from base 1 to 1338 and encodes 445 amino acids. Gene Ontology annotation, biological process: DNA repair; telomere maintenance. The record is from RefSeq and is a predicted model, not a curated record. Gene Ontology annotation, molecular function: DNA helicase activity. NCBI's taxonomy places the organism in Eukaryota, Metazoa, Arthropoda, Insecta, Diptera, Diopsidae.